GUAAUUUCCGGGCGACUUCAAGUCUGGCAAGCUUGUCUACUCGGUAACUUGACUGGGCAAAUUUCUUUGAAUUAUUAAUAACGGACUAGGGUAAAUAGAACCUCGUUUUGGACUAAAUUAAGACCAAACUCUUGUAUACAAAAUGGCAGACCAGCUAACCGAGGAGCAGAUUGCAGAGUUCAAGGAGGCGUUCUCCCUGUUUGAUAAGGACGGCGACGGCACCAUCACCACUAAGGAGCUGGGCACCGUCAUGCGCUCACUGGGACAGAACCCCACCGAGGCCGAGCUGCAGGACAUGAUCAACGAGGUGGAUGCUGAUGGAAAUGGCACCAUCGAUUUCCCAGAAUUCCUCACUAUGAUGGCGCGGAAGAUGAAGGACACAGACAGCGAGGAGGAGAUCCGGGAAGCCUUCCGAGUGUUCGACAAGGACGGUAACGGCUACAUCAGCGCUGCGGAGCUGCGCCAUGUGAUGACCAACCUGGGAGAGAAGCUCACAGACGAGGAAGUCGAUGAGAUGAUUCGCGAGGCCGACAUUGACGGAGAUGGACAGGUCAACUAUGAAGAGUUUGUGCAGAUGAUGACUGCAAAGUGAAGCAGGUGUCCCCUUUGCAUACCACUCACUUAACAUGACUGACUAAGAUCACUCUUGUCUUAAAAAAUAAUAAUAAAAGUAAUAACCGUGCAGAAAUAAAACCUACAAAACAUCCAUAACAAUCCAACCAAAAAGCUUAAACUCCCAAACUAUUGAGUGUUAAAAUUCAAUAACUGGUGUGGUCUGGUCAAAACCUCCUGGCUUCUUCAGCCUCUGAGCAGAGAAAGAGUAUGGAGGCCUUUUCAAGCAUGUGAUCCUUCUUCUUUAUGAGAGUCUUAACAAAGAUCCUCACCGUAAAGUAUUCAGCUUUCUGAAAGGAUGGUUUGAUCGGCAUUGAGGACGCUAGCUAAUUCCUUCCUGUCUAGCUGAAAAAAGCUCACCUAUUGGCUACUGUUGUCCCCGUGAAAAGUAAUUCCAAAUUCCAGUUGACGUAAAACAGAAUUUGAUUGGAACAUUAGAGUUUGGUUGCCUGAACUCGGUCAAAGCUUUGGAUUGUCUGGGGCCCCCAUCCAGUUGCAGUUGAAAAGCUUGUUACCACCAUGGAGAUCUGGGUCGUGUACAAAGCUAGAUGUGUGUAAUAUAUGAAUAUAAAUCUACAUAUAUUUGAAAAGAAAAAAACAAAUGACAACAACCAACAGAAAACAAAACAAACAAACAAAAAAACAUUGAUAAAAAAAAAAAUGUUAGUGUCCACCUGAGAAAGUUGACUUGCACGUAGUGAAAGCCGACUACGUUAUGUUGUUGGUGUAGAGCUGCAGAUGAAUUCCGGUCAUCCAGUGGUAUUGGUCAGUGCCACUGGAGCUUCCUGCCGUCUGUAAAUCAGUCUGUCUGUCCGGUAGACAGUUCUGUGGGCAUACCUGCAGCUACCACUAAAGGAAUGCAUGGUUGUGUGUGGACAGUGUGAGCAAGUUGCAAGACAACAAUGUAAAUGUAAAGUUAAAUAAUCUACAGGUUAAAUGUGGUGCAAAUACCAGUAUGUUAUGCUUAUGCUUACUACUUAACAGAUACAAGUAAAAAACAAAAAACAAACAAACAAAUUGUGCGUCAUUACAUAUUAUUGUCUGGUGAACUUUGCAUUGCCUAUUGUUACUGCAGUUUAGUAUGACCUGUGAUUUUUGUUUUUCCCUUUUGUUUGUUUUCUUUUUUUUUUUUUAAUUUAAAGUUGUGUCCACGGUUUUAUAAAUGUGCCAUAAGAAUCUCAAGCCUCAAAGACUCACUUGCAAGAUGACUUGUAGUAAUUAAUAUAAUAUAUACUCAAACAUCCAUAUAUAUAUAUAUAAAUACAUAUACAUAAAAUUACAUUAAAUUACAUUAAAUUAUAUAUCUAUAUAUAUACGUUUACAUACAUAUGCAUAUAAAUAUAAAUAUAUAUCUAUAUUUGCACUCUUAUGUGAAUCGUAACAUGUUAAGUCACCAAUGAGGAACCAAAAUUUUGCUGUCGCUGCUACCGCUACAACUCAUUUGUCUUUUGCAAUUGUGAGUUUAUUCACCCCCUCCCAGUCUGCCAGCUGCUUCGGCAGCUCUUCCGUUCACUGCUUUGCUGUGUGACUGAGCAUUUAAAUCUAAAUAACCUGCUGUGUACAGUCUCAAACACAAGGCAAGCCUUGAAUGAUUUCAGAUGUGGAGAACUUAAAGCGAGGGACGGAGUGUAUACUCUCGAAGGUAGUGCGGUUUGGUUCUCAUGGUGUGACCUUUUGGCAACGUUGCAGUAGACGAGCGGAAAUUGUGUUUGAUCUCUGUGGUCGGAUGUUUCACACUGGCUUUGUCUCAGGUGUACAAGUGGAGUACGCAGGAAUGUGGACUGUUACAACAUGUAGAACUAUCUGCAAAUAAUGUGUGGAAUAAAAUAUUGUUUUGCAAUAAAAAGUAUAUUAAUGUUCGGAAA
Molecule: messenger RNA, 2477 nt
Organism: Sardina pilchardus (European sardine)
Lineage: Eukaryota; Metazoa; Chordata; Actinopteri; Clupeiformes; Clupeidae
Gene: calm3a
Product: calmodulin 3a (phosphorylase kinase, delta)
Exons: 6
Coding region: 143-592 (149 amino acids)
Molecular function (GO): calcium ion binding; enzyme regulator activity
Source: RefSeq, a predicted model, not a curated record